This is a messenger RNA of Osmerus eperlanus (European smelt), 1383 nucleotides long. RefSeq lists its product as uncharacterized. Lineage: Eukaryota; Metazoa; Chordata; Actinopteri; Osmeriformes; Osmeridae. The record is from RefSeq and is a predicted model, not a curated record. The transcript has 7 exons. The coding region runs from base 191 to 1129 and encodes 312 amino acids.
AGUGCCUAAUAGUCUAUAGAUGACUGGUCCUCAGCCCAGCUAGAAGGUGUGCCCUGCAGACCAUGCCUGUGGGAGGAUCAGCUUGUGUAGGCUAUAUAUGCUCUUUCGUACACUUCUGUUUUCAGUAGUUGCGUUACUAGUAAGAUACGUUAGUUCGUGACGGGCUAACCUAAGAAUUUUGCAGGAUAAAAUGGAAGGUUAUAGUCUCCCCCGGGUCAUCCUGAUCGUCUUGUCGGCGGUUGUUUAUAUCGCAGUUAUAGUCGUUAACGCUCUGGCUGGAGCGGGGACGGGUCCGUUUCACACCAGCACAGGGAACGUGUCUAAGCAGUAUGAGACAGAUGUAACUCCUGCAGGCUGGACCUUCUCUAUCUGGGGCCUCAUAUAUGGCUGGCUGACUGCCAUGGUGCUCUACCUGGCCUCCAGCCUCUUCAGAGGGUAUUGGAGCCAGGCUGUGCUGCCCUAUGGGUUCUACAUCUGCUGGAUCUCCAACAUGGUGCUCAACAUGGUGUGGCUGCUGAUCUGGGACAGAGAGCUCAUGUGGGCUGCCCUGGUGGUGCUGGCUCUGAUGGCAGGAACCAACUGCUGCAUGGUGCUGUUCUCCUGCUACGCUGUGGAUCUGUACGGAGUCUGGCUCAGACACACACACCCCAGAGACCUGCUGUGCCUGCGACUGCUGGUCCAGAAUGGCGUGUCUCUGUACACCACCUGGACGUGUAUCGCCACCCUGGUGAACCUGUCCGUGGUGCUGAGCGUGGAGGGCGUGGCCCGGGACACAGCAGGAACCGUCUCCCUGUGUGCUCUGCUGCUGGGCGUGCUGGGCUGGUUCAUCCUGGAGAACUUUGUUCUGGAUCGCUACGUCCGCUACAUCCUGACCAUCUACCCCGUGGUCAUCAUCGCUCUGGGGGGAAUCGUGUCCAAGCACUACCAACCUAGCAACCCCUCCGCCAAUGCUGUCUUCUCCGCGGUUCUGCUGGCUCUGACCUGCAUCCUGUUCCUGGUGCGUGUUGCCAUGGUGAUCUGGAGAAACAGGAAGCAGCCUCUGUAUUCAGGCGUGUCCUCGGAUCACAUGACAUCGCCGAUGAUGUCACCUGAUGCCUCGACCAAUAAGAAGAGAAAGAUAUUUAUGUAGGGUGAACAUGCGCUCAUGUCAGUACUCUCAACCAGUCUCCUCUCCCCCCUACCUCCUCCUCUCCUCUCCCCCUACCUCCUCCUCCUCGAGCUAGGGGGGUAGGAGACGAGGGAAGGAGAAUAGAAAAGACCAGUGUUGCCUGUGGAGACAGUCUUAAUCCCUGUUCCAUUCUACCUCACCAGAGGUGCCUGAGCACUCAGCCUACAGAGGGAAUCACACCCUGAUCAGCACAGGUCACAUGGUGCAGAAUCACG